Molecule: messenger RNA, 1926 nt
Organism: Caenorhabditis remanei
Lineage: Eukaryota; Metazoa; Nematoda; Chromadorea; Rhabditida; Rhabditidae
Exons: 7
Coding region: 1-1926 (641 amino acids)
Source: RefSeq, a predicted model, not a curated record
AUGAUUAUUACGUUCUCAUAUUUUCUGUUUGGUUUUAUUCUACCAUUUUCAAAUGUCUAUUCCGUAUCAAUAAGCAACUUGACUUCCAACUCAUCUGAACUCGGAAAAUGUGAUUUCUUGAUCAGUGAAUAUAUAAACGAGUUAGAAGAAUCUGCAUACAGUUCAAAUGCUGCACUAACGUGCAAAAAUGUCUUGAACUGUAUCAACUCUCUCAGCGGCGAAUCUGCUCAAAAACUGAAGAAACUCUAUGGUUUGAGAUGUGAAAAACACGAAUUCCGAAAGAAUGACAUGAUAGAUUGUCAUUAUGAAAUAAUCCGACUACGAGAUAUCAAAUGCCCCUCAGAUUAUGAUAUUUUAGCUAUCAACCCCGGCGAAAGACGAAAAGCAUUAUAUGAAGAGCAAUCCUGCAUUUUAUCGAUUGUCAAUAAGUAUUGUUCAACAAAAGCAUUCCAUUAUUUGAGUACGAAUUACGAUCAAUUUGUAAACUAUCUGACUAUCAAACCGGAAAACGACUACUGUGAAAGUGUAUACUCGGAUAUAAACACACAUAAAUGUUUCUACGUGAGAGGAGUUGCGGAGGAUGAUUAUGCAAGAACCCAUGAAUACUUUUAUGUACUGAAAGAGAACAACGAAACAUUGUUGAAAAGUAGCAAACUGUGCAAAAAAGUUAGGGACUGCGGUAACGAUAAAUGCAAUACAAACUCUCCUGCUAAGCAAGUCGAACAGUGUAAUGAACUAGCAGGAUACGAAACUGAUUUCUAUGAAUGUAUCAUAAAAUAUGGGUAUAUUCGCCCGGUAUCGAUAGAUGGUUGUUCUGGUAAUAACACGAUGGAAUGUAUCAGAACUACAAUGCUGGAAAAGUGUGGAGAAGAAAGUGUUAUUGAAUUCGAAAGCAAUUACAAAUGGUUCAAUAAAAACGAAUAUGACAACAAAUACCGGAGAAUGAAUGUUAGUAGUAAUAACAUUGACAUUUCACUCCAGGAAAUGGUUAUAACAGCUGACGCGGCUAUUGGAAAAUGCGGACCAAUUGUGGACAAGCUGGUAAAUUACUUAAUUAGGGAAUCAACAGAAGAUUACAAGAAGCAAAGAAAGAUUACAGACGAAGCAUGCAGAAAAGUGAUGCAAUGCUAUGAGUCUUUCAACACUGAAGAGUCUCAAAAGUUAUUUGAGACUUAUCGAGUAAUAUGUGAAAAUAUUGAGUUAUACAGCAAUUCGCUUUUUUAUUGUUUCAAUGAUUUUUAUAUGAUUGAACGAGAUAACGGGAAGAAUAUUGAGAACAGUGAUUUCUUUUCGAGAAAUCUGACGAUUCGAAAACAAGAAUUCUUAUUUAAAAAGCCGUAUGUUAUGAACUACGCGAAGAAACACUGUUCCGAAACAGGAGUAGAAAAUCUUAAUUCAAAAUAUGAACACUUUGUGAAUUUGAUUACAACGAAACCGGAAGGUAACGAUUGCAAAUCUCAUUUCUCGCAAAUCGAUAAUCAUCAAUGCACUGAUCUGAUUCAUUAUACAAUGGAAGAUGUUGAACGUCAAGAAAUGAAUUCCACAUUGGCCAAAGAAGUUGUUGAGGAGCGUCGAUUAACAAAAAAAUGCAUUGGAGAAGAUGAUUGUUACGCAAAACAAACCGAACAAAUUCUGAGUUGGUGUGAAUCUGUAAAGUCGAAGGGAGUGUAUUUUUACACUUGUCUGGAUGAGUUGAGAGCCCAGAAAACGGAUUAUUCGGAUCAUCAUUGUGUAAAUACAACUGCAAUCGAAGCAUCGACUUCGGCAGAAUCAUUUUUGAAAAAAAAUUUCAAAACAAACAGAGAUUGUUUGAAAAUUAUAAUGUUGGAGAAGUGUGGAUCAGACGCGAUCCGAAGUUUCAACGACAAUUUUGAGAAUGUUUUGAAGAGCGGCUCGAAGCAGACUGAGGAUUAUGAUUAUGACUAG